Messenger RNA from Entrophospora sp. SA101, 903 nucleotides. The record is from the annotation of a GenBank genome assembly. NCBI's taxonomy places the organism in Eukaryota, Fungi, Glomeromycota, Glomeromycetes, Entrophosporales, Entrophosporaceae.
AUGUCGACUAAAAAAUUAUCUGAAGUUAUACCUUUAGAAAUUAAAGACACUGCAAAAAACUUGGGACUCAUUGCAGCCAAACCGAUCAUUUCGGUUAGAAGUGCUUUAAAAACCAUGGCAGAUAAUAAUAUCACUUCAUUACCAAUUUAUUCACAUGUUUCAGAAGAGAUUGUUAAUAUAGUUAACUUGGUGGACAUUUUAAAUUAUAUUAUCAAGGAAGCAGUCGCAGAUGAGAAAUUGCCAACUUCCAUCAACAGUGAGAGAAUUAUUAAUUUGGAUAAACCUAUUGAAAUCGUUAUGACCUUGGAUAGUGAUCGAGAAAGUUAUCGGAUAUUUAAAUCUGAUGCAAAUGAAGGGCUUCAUGAUACUUUAACAGCAUUUUCCAAAGGAGUUCAUCGCUCGUUGGUAAUUGAUUACACUGGUAAAAUAAAUCCAUACAUCCUGACACAAACGGAUAUUAUCAAAUAUGUUUAUAAACAUCCUGAGAGUGUACCAGACAUUGAUUUCAAUUUAUCCUUGAAAUCACUUGGCUUGUUUAGUGAAGAUAAAAAAGAGGAAGUUGUGGUUGGUUAUGUGAAUGAGACGGCUUUAAAUGUUUAUAGAAGAAUGGCUUUUAAGAAUUUAAUUGGAAUUCCAAUUGUUGAUAGACAACUAUUUGGAAAUUUGUCAGUUUCCGAUUUACGGGGUUUAAGUUAUAAAUCUAUUGAUCAUCUUGUUUUGCCCGUCUUGGAUUUCUUAAAGCUUCUUCCAAAUUCAGAAAAUAUUUUGAAUCCAAAAACAGCAACAUAUGACACCAGUUUGAAAGAAGUAAUCGAAAUUAUUGUAGAAAAUCAUAUUCAUCGUAUUUGGAUAAUUGAUCAAGAUAAAAAAAUUUUAGCCCGUGUUGAGUUUACAUAUUUAUAG